AACCUCCAGUCGAUAAAUUUGUCGGUAAAUUGUGUUAAAUGAUAACUGCAGAAAUGUAGUUUUAUAAAAAUAUUUAAUAUACUUCAUUCGACAACUUCGAUCACGUAUCCUGUUUUAACGCUAAAAAUGGACAUCGAGUGUCAGCAUGAAAAGGCACCUUGAUGCUACAGUCGCAUAAUGGAUGUGGCGGGUGGUAGAGUUACGACAAGCCGGCAACAGAUUGUCUUUCAAAUAUGCGCGUGAGAAUUCAGACGCGUUCUAACAGGACAUCGAUGAGGUCCGAUGCUCUAACACGGAAAUUGAAACGAUUGUCGACUAGUUAAACGACUCCCUGUGAUAAUGCAGUUGCAAGUGUCGUUGAAUAUACCGUUGGAGGACAAGAUCGGUUCGUCCUGGACAAGAAAGGAAAGACAAAGAUGGUUCCUGUUGUUGCUAGUCGGAACAUGCCUGAUAUAUGCCACGCGUACUUCUGUCCCUUUGUUGAUACCUAUUGUCAGCAAAGAGAAGCACUGGUCAAAGCCGGAUUCAGGUGUGAUCCUAUCCAGUUUCUUCUGGGGAUACACAUUGACGCAAGUAGCUAGUGGUUAUAUCAGUGACAAAAUCGGCGGACAGAAAGUAUUAUGGAUAUCAGCCCUUGGUUGGUCAGUAACGACCUUCUUUAUGCCAGAGGUUAUCAACUUUUCCAAGGGUAAAACUUCUAUCUUGCUGGUUGCAACAGUAAGAAUGAUAAACGGAGCAUUCCAAGGAAUGCAUUUUCCUAGCAUGAUUAGUCUGAUCAGUCAACGUCUGCACGAGACAGAACGCGCCUCCUUCUUUAGCUUGUUAACAUCAGGAUCUGCUCUGGGCACAUUACUCACCGGAUCCUUGGGCUCCUAUCUCUUGGAGAAUUAUAACUGGAUGAUCGUCUUUCAAACCUUAGGGGGCAUGAGUUUGGCAUGGACAACCUUAUUAAGCUACUAUAUCCUGCCGUUUAGGGAAAGAGCAGCUUCUACUAAACCGACUACUGACUACUCUUUGCCUUGGCUCAAGCUUCUGUCGAAACCUCCGUUCUGGUCCUGUGUAAUUGGACAUGCUUGCCAAAAUAAUUGUUUCUUCGUGUUACUAUCAUGGAUGCCUACAUAUUUCCACGACACGUUUCCCGAAGUUAAGGGUUGGGUCGUAAAUAUGGUGCCGUGGCUGUCGUUGCUACCUUGUACAUUCUUAGGAAAAGCAUUGUCCGAAAGAAUAAUCAUGUCUGGAUAUUCCGUGACGACGACGCGCAAGAUAAUACAAACGAUUUGUUUUGUCACCGAAAUUGGUAGUCUCUUGUUUCUAUCGAAGCGAGUGGAAACUUUUCAAGGCGCGAUGCUGUGCCUCGCUCUGAUUAUCGGCGCUUCAGGUUUCCAUAACAACGCCAUUGCCGUAAAUCCUUCUGAUCUCGCACCAAAGCACUCCGGCUGCGUAUUUGGUCUGAUGAAUACCGUUGGCGCAGUACCCGGUUUCCUCGGUGUAUAUUUCGCCGGGUAUAUUUUAUAUUUGACACACAGCUGGUCUGUCGUUUUCCUAUCUAUUGCUGUCGUCGAUUUGUUAGGAUGUAUAUCAUAUUUACUAUUCGGCUCUGGCCAAGCAAUUAUAUGAAUUAUAAAUAUAUACUCGAUGAUCUCUCUAUA
Molecule: messenger RNA, 1649 nt
Organism: Dinoponera quadriceps
Lineage: Eukaryota; Metazoa; Arthropoda; Insecta; Hymenoptera; Formicidae
Gene: MFS18
Product: solute carrier family 17 member 9
Exons: 9
Coding region: 340-1617 (425 amino acids)
Biological process (GO): transmembrane transport
Molecular function (GO): transmembrane transporter activity
Source: RefSeq, a predicted model, not a curated record